ACUCCCUACAGGUUUCAGAGUUAGAGACGGAACAGCAACUGAAGUUUAUCUCUGUUUCCUCGCCAACAAAGAGGGACGCUUUUCUUCUGUUUUUGGACUUUUAUUCGACGCCAUCGCACGUGUUAAAAAGUUGAAAUGCAAGGCGUUGUCGUCCACGGUGUCUGCAUUAUGAAAGGACAUGGAGCAUGGAGGAGGACCGCCUGAGUCUCAGUGAUUAACUCAUACAUUCAGGACUUCAUCAAACCCCAUCGGCCUCAGAUUGGAUUAACUCAAUGUGAAGCAGCGUCUGGUGGAAAGCGAGCAUGGAUAUCUACCCCCGGCCCAGCGGAGAGAUCCAGAGGAGGAACCCUCAGCACGACUUCGAGCUCCUCCAGAGGGUGGGCAGCGGCACGUAUGGAGACGUCUACAAGGCGCGAAACAUUAAAACUAGCGAGCUUGCUGCUGUGAAGAUCAUAAAGUUGGAACCAGGGGACGACUUUUCCAUCAUUCAGCAGGAGAUCUUCAUGGUGAAGGAAUGCAUGCACCACAAUAUUGUGGCCUACUUCGGCAGCUACCUCUGUCGCGAGAAGCUGUGGAUAUGUAUGGAGUACUGCGGUGGAGGAUCUCUGCAGGACAUUUAUCACGUGACGGGACCUCUCUCGGAGAUUCAGAUCGCCUACGUCUGCAGAGAAACCAUACAGGGUUUGGGAUAUCUUCACACCAAGGGCAAAAUGCACCGUGACAUCAAGGGUGCCAACAUCCUUCUCACAGACAACGGAGAUGUGAAGUUAGCGGACUUUGGAGUCGCUGCCAAAAUAACAGCCACCAUCGCCAAGAGGAAGUCCUUCAUUGGAACGCCUUAUUGGAUGGCUCCUGAAGUGGCAGCGGUGGAGAAGAACGGCGGCUACAACCAGCUGUGUGACAUCUGGGCCGUCGGCAUCACAGCCAUCGAGCUGGCGGAGCUGCAGCCGCCCAUGUUCGACCUUCACCCCAUGAGGGCCUUGUUUUUGAUGUCAAAGAGCAGCUUCCAGCCUCCGAAGCUAAAAGACAAAGCCAAAUGGUCUAGCCACUUCCAAAACUUUAUCAAAGUGUCCCUGACAAAGAACCCAAAGAAAAGGCCCACUGCAGAGAAACUGCUAUCGCAUGUUUACGUGGCUCAGACCGGUUUGACCCGACGGCUCGCUGUGGAUCUCCUCGACAAGAUGAACAACCCCGACAACCACCAGCCCUACAGCGAGGUGGACGACGACGACGUGGAGCCCCUCUCUGCAGUCAGACACACGAUCCGCUCCACCAACAAACAGGCCCGAGCUGAGAGGACGCGCUCAGAGAUCGACUUCGACAAGCUCCAGUUUGAACCCCCGCUCCGGAAAGAAACCGAGGCUCAUUCUGAAAUGGAUGUGAGUAAAGAGAACGACUUCUCUUCCCCCUGGAGUCCCUAUGAUGGAGGAAUAACAAGCAGGGGACACAUCGCACACCUCCAAGAUGCCUUUGAAGAGGUGGAGCUGUCGACUCUGAAGCCCGGGGUUCCUCCUCCUCUGCCCCCGAAGCCGCGGUUGAACAGCUCGUCUGAGGAGCUGGGUCUGAACGACGAGCGCUCCCUGACGGUGCGGAGGUUCCCGAACUCUGAGAACGGACCGACUCCAGUGGCCCGUAUCCAGAGCACACCGGAGCACCUGGGCAACAAGCUGGAGCACUCCUCUCCUGACUUCCUGUCCGUCAGCGUCAGCAGCCCCGGCCUCCUGUCCCACGCCUCCGACCCUGAUAACGAUUCGGAUGACAGUGUGAAUGGAGAAGGUAACAUGCAGCCGCUCAACAGGCAGCGCCACACGGAUAAAAAGGAAUUCCCUAAACCAGCCAUCAACGGUCUUCCUCCCACUCCUAAAGUCCUGAUGGGAGCGUGUUUCUCUAAAGUGUUUGACGGCUGUCCUCUGAAGAUCAACUGUGCCACGUCAUGGAUUCAUCCGGACACCAAAGAUCAGUACCUCAUCUUUGGGACGGAGGAUGGCAUCUACACGCUGAAUCUUAACGAGCUGCAUGAAGCCACAAUGGAGCAGCUGUUCCCGAGGAAAUGCACAUGGCUGUACGUCAUCAACAACAACCUGAUGUCUCUAUCUGAAGGGAAAACCUUCCAGCUGUAUUCUCAUAACCUCAUCGGGCUGUUUGAGCAGCUGAAGAAGCCCGGCCUCGCCGCUCAGUUCCAGACGCACCGCUUCCCCGACAAAAUCCUGCCCAGGAGGUUCGCCCUGACGACCAAGAUCCCCGACACAAAGAGCUGCCAUAAGUGCUGCAUCGUGAGGAACCCGUACACCGGCCAUAAGUAUCUGUGUGGAGCUCUGCAGUCGGGCAUCGUUCUGCUGCAGUGGUACGAGCCCAUGCAGAGGUUCAUGCUCAUCAAGCACUUUGACUUCCCCCUGCCCAGCCCCCUGAAGGUGUUUGAGAUGCUGGUGGUCCCGGAGCAGGAGUAUCCUCUGGUGUGUGUGGCCAUCAGUCAGGGCACCGAUCGGGGACAGGUGGUCCGCUUCGAGACCAUCAACCUCAACUCCUGCUCCUCCUGGUUCACCGAGAUUGGAGCAACUUAUCAGCAGGUGGAUGCGAUCCAUGUGACGCAGCUGGAGAGAGACACAGUGUUGGUGUGUUUGGACCAAAAUUUGAAGAUAGUGAACCUCCAGGGCCGACUGAAGUCCAACAAGAAGCUGGCGUCUGAGCUCAGCUUCGACUUCUGCAUCGGGUCUGUCGUGUGCCUUCAGGACAGCGUUCUGGCCUUCUGGAAACACGGCAUGCAGGGGAAGAGCUUCAAGUCUAAUGAGGUGACCCAGGAGAUCUGUGAUCCGAGCCGAGUUUUCCGCCUCCUCGGGUCUGACAGGGUGGUUGUUCUGCAGAGCCGCCCCACAGACAACCACACAUCGCUGAGCAACCUGUACAUCUUAGCCGGACACGAGAACAGUUACUGAGAGCAAGAAGAACAGCUUUUAUUUUGGGAGAAAUCUGCAGACUUCCUGUGUGGUCUGUUAUCGGGAGCGUCUGUUAUCGGGAGCGUCUGUUACUGGGAGCGUCUGUUAUCAGGAGCGUCUGUUAUUGGGAGCGUCUGUUACUGAGCAGCGUCUUCUGCGUGGAUUCAUCAGCAGCCUUACAAACCAGCAAGAAACCAUAACCCAGCAACAGUAAAAGCUCAGAGGAAAUGUUACUCAGUGUUUUCUCUCCUUCAUACCGUGGACUGAAAGUAUCUACAGGUGUUAUUAUUGACAAAAAGUGCCAUUAAACUCACAGCAAUGUGUGAUUGUAUUAGCAAAACCAACAGGAGAUUUACCGUGUUAUCGUCUCAUAAUCAAAUGUUAGAUCUUACUCAAACUAAUAGCUCAGAUUUAACAGAAACCCACGAGCAUUGUGGGUAGUUUGAGCAAUAUUUAUUAACCUGAUGUAAUAGGGUUGUUUGAGCAUUAACUACCUAGUGUUCGGUCCUGAGAGGCUUCGGGUUAUUCUCUGCUUUGUAAUAUAUCCUGCAGCGUUUUUAGAAGUUAAAUAUACUGUACAUUCUCUUUUGUUUCCUCUUUUAUUGACCUUUUACUUCUCAUUAUUUGCACCAUGUAAGCACUUUUGUACAUUUUUUUAUUUAAAAUAAAAUGACAAAAUGAGGGACGAUGCUCGGUCUUUGUUAACAUCUCUGCAUUCCCUUUCGCAAAAUGUUUAAUGUAUGCUGUUUUUUGUAAUAAAAAAAAAGCUGUUAACAAGAUAA
Trematomus bernacchii (emerald rockcod) is the source of this 3715-nucleotide messenger RNA. It is a transcript of the gene map4k5, whose product is annotated as mitogen-activated protein kinase kinase kinase kinase 5. Gene Ontology annotation, molecular function: ATP binding; MAP kinase kinase kinase kinase activity. The coding region runs from base 303 to 2933 and encodes 876 amino acids. The record is from RefSeq and is a predicted model, not a curated record. Lineage: Eukaryota; Metazoa; Chordata; Actinopteri; Perciformes; Nototheniidae. Gene Ontology annotation, biological process: protein phosphorylation. The transcript is spliced from 34 exons.